AAAAUAAAAUACAUCUAAUAAUAUACUUUCUUCCAGUUAUAAUGACAUAUAUAAAUAUAACGAGCGUGAAACUGUUCGUCAAAGUCCAGAACGUGUUCGGCGUGUGUAAAGUGUUUGCUUGUCUGGUAGUCAUCGGCGGGGGCAUAUACGAAAUUUUUAAGGGAAACACGGAACACCUGAAGAAAGGCUUCGAAGGCAGUACUACGAGCCCUGGUGGAAUAGCCCUGGCCCUCUACUCGGGACUAUGGGCGUACGAUGGCUGGAACAGCGUCACUGUUGUCACCGAGGAGAUCAUCAACCCAGCUGUGAAUGUGCCGCUAAGCAUAUCCAUCGCUGUGCCCUUGAUCACGGCGCUCUACGUGUUCAUGAACGUGGCGUACAUGACGGUGCUGAGCUACGCGGAGAUGACGUCGGUACCGGCGGUGGCAGUUGCCUUCGGAGCGAGGGUGCUCGGUCCCGCCAGCUUCCUCAUACCACUCGGCGUCGCUGUCGCCACCUUCGGCUGCGCUAUGAGCGUGCAGUUCGGCGUCACCAGGGUGUGUUACACAGCUGCUCGUGGCGGCCAUAUGCUCGAAGUGUUUUCAUAUGUCAACGUAAAAAGACUGACUCCAGCGCCGGCGGUUGCAUUUCAAGCAAUCCUAACCGCAAUAUUCAUCGUUGUUGGCAACAUACAAACUCUUAUAGAAUUUGCUAGCUGGUUCCUAUGGUUUUUCUACGGGUUGGGCAUGGUAGCACUGCUAGUUCUAAGGAAGACGCAAGCAGAUACUCCUAGACCGUACAAAGUGCCUACUCCAGUGCCAUGCUUUGUAUUACUAGUGGCGAUAUUCUUAUCAGUGUUGCCAAUCGUACACGAUCCAUCGCUUAAAUAUUUGAUGGCGGUUGGCUUUAUAGUUAUAGGAGUAGCUGUUUACACAAUAUUUGUGUAUUAUAAGAAAACGCCUACUUAUAUUUUAAGUAAAUUCACAUUUAUAACACAAGUGCUGUUCCAGAGCGUCCCGCCGAGCGGCAACCGUCAAGACUGAAUUAACUAUAAUAUUGCUUAAUUAACUGUAAAUAUUGUCAAGAAAUAAUUA
Messenger RNA from Achroia grisella, 1073 nucleotides. Its product is annotated as b(0,+)-type amino acid transporter 1-like. Gene Ontology annotation, cellular component: membrane. The record is from RefSeq and is a predicted model, not a curated record. The transcript has 6 exons. Gene Ontology annotation, molecular function: L-amino acid transmembrane transporter activity. Gene Ontology annotation, biological process: amino acid transmembrane transport. NCBI's taxonomy places the organism in Eukaryota, Metazoa, Arthropoda, Insecta, Lepidoptera, Pyralidae. The coding region runs from base 42 to 1022 and encodes 326 amino acids.